ACUUCACUCAUGCAGUCUGCCUUACCGAAUUCGGCUUGUAGCUGCUGCUCUUGCUAUCUGAGUCGUGUCUACUGCUGGAGGCACGACAGAAGAGGGUUGUCAUACUACCCGCGGCAAGAUGCUUGCUCGGGGGGCAGCCAUCGUGCCGGUGGCAAUUGUGUCAGUCUGCGCUCUCGCCCUCCUCAUUCUUCAUGGCCAGCCUUACCUCACUCAUCUCUUGGGUGACAAUGGUCCGAUGAAGAAACACAUGGACACUGCUAAGGGUCAUCUGGUGGUCGCGAUGGUCAAAGGCAGGGAGGUUCGCAUAAACUUCUUCUCUCCCGUCCUGCAAUUACUUGUGGGAGUUACUGCAUUCCUGUCGUCGCUAGUCGCUGCGGACCGUCUAUUCCACUUCUACGUCGCAUUGUACUGGAGGUUUUCGAAGAAACGCCCAGAGGAGGCCUUCGAGGCAAACCCCCUGCCAGAUCCGGCGGCCUGUUCUCAAGCGUUUCCCAAAGUUGUCGUGCAGAUUCCAAUGUUCAACGAAAAGGAGGUGUGCGAACAAGUGAUUGACGCAUGUUGCAACUUGAUAUGGCCAAGCGAUCGCCUUUACAUUCAGGUCUUGGAUGACUCGACCUGCCCUAUCACUCGCAGCAGGGUGAUUAAGAAAGUGGCCGAGAAGGUAGCCCUUGGAAUUCAUAUCGAGGACCGCUGGCGGUCCAAUCGGCAAGGAUACAAAGCCGGUGCGAUGAUUGAGGCUGAAAAGGCUCUUGGAGACUACGAAUUCACGGCUAUUUUUGAUGCGGAUUUUAGUCCAGAGCCUGGUUUCCUCCUUAAGACAAUCCCAUACCUUAUUGUAAGUCCUCUGUCGUGCUUUCUUUAAUUUUAGGAGGCCAAGCUCUCACCCUCUCGGGUAACUUUCAGGACAAUCCACGGGCUGCGUUUGUUCAAGCGCGCUGGGUGUUUGCCAAUGCGGAUGAGUCCGUUUUGACUCGAGUCCAAGAGAUCUCACUGAACUAUCACCUGAAGUGUGAACAAUAUGCCAGAUUUGCCACGGGCAACUUCUUCAACUUCAAUGGAACUGCUGGAGUAUGGAGGCUUUCUGCAAUCAAGGAUGCGGGCGGUUGGAACAACAGAACAACGGUUGAAGACAUGGACCUUUCUCUACGAGCUUAUGUUAGAGGCUGGAAGUUUAUUUUCUUGAAUGACGUAACAGUAAGUCAACAUGACUUUGUUCUCUUUUACAAAUACCUUUUUACUAAUGCUUCUCUCUGUAUGUGUGCAGUGUGUUAACGAGAUCCCAUCAACAUAUGCAGCUUUCAGGCACCAACAGCACCGUUGGAGCGGUGGACCAAUGCAGCUUUGGAGGAAAGCGAUGGAUCAAGUCUGGGAGUCCGAGGUUAGUUCUUUAGCUACCCCAGUCGUUCCUCUUUACCUCGGUCAUUCUGACAGUGCUUUCGUCUUUUCAGAUUCCACUUGUUCAAAAGAUCUACCUUAAUUGCUUCUUCUUUGGAACAAGGCUGUUUGCCACCCAUAUUGUAUCGUUUGUAUUCUACUGCACAUUGGUACCCAUCUGUGUGGUGGCUCCAGAGGUGACAAUUCCUUAUUGGGCUUUGGUUUACGUGCCAAUACUGGUGACUAUCUCAACUGUUGCCUUCACUCCAAGGUAAGACUCGUUAUCACGACUGUUUUGUCCUUCUUUACAUUCUGUUAUGACAACAUUGGGUGCUGUCCUAGGUCUUGGCUGUACGCCAUACCAUUCGUUCUAUUUGAGAAUGCCAUGAGCAUUGUCAAAUUUUCCGCCAUGGUCUCCGGAAUUCUGGGCUAUCUACGGCACAUUCAUGGGUCGUAACCCAGAAGCUUGGGAACUGGGUCCAGACUGAUGCAGCAACUGCAAAGACAGGGCUGGCGAAGUAUCUGGGUAAGGCUGGAGCCAUUCCACAUAGUCUGAGUCUUCCCGUCAUUUCUGAAAGCCUGGUGAAGCAAGGAGCUGAAAAGACGCAGCCCAAGAAUCCAAAGAGCUCCAGGUUCAACCGCACAAUAUACAAGAGGGAACUGGGUAUGGCUGCAUUCAUCUUUGGUGCUGGAAUUUACGCGAUUUUUGUGGAAGACCGCUGGGACUAUUCUAUCUUCCUCUUUCUCCAAAGCAUAGCAUUUGCCAUGUUUGGCUUGAAUUUCGUGGACAGGACGAAUUGAUGUAGCUUUCAUACGACCUUGGGUUGAUGGUAGCUUCUUCAGUGUGCGGUCCUGCUCGUGGAGCACUAGAAAGUGUUGU
Closterium sp. NIES-67 is the source of this 2254-nucleotide messenger RNA. The record is from the annotation of a GenBank genome assembly. NCBI's taxonomy places the organism in Eukaryota, Viridiplantae, Streptophyta, Zygnematophyceae, Desmidiales, Closteriaceae.